Mus caroli (Ryukyu mouse) is the source of this 1341-nucleotide messenger RNA. RefSeq names its product E3 ubiquitin-protein ligase RNF168-like. Gene Ontology annotation, molecular function: ubiquitin-protein transferase activity; nucleosome binding. NCBI's taxonomy places the organism in Eukaryota, Metazoa, Chordata, Mammalia, Rodentia, Muridae. Gene Ontology annotation, cellular component: nucleus; site of double-strand break. Gene Ontology annotation, biological process: double-strand break repair. The record is from RefSeq and is a predicted model, not a curated record.
AUGGCCUCAUCUAAAGCCAAGCCCUUGUCUUUAGAAGACUGCCGUUGUCUCCUUUGUAUGGAAUUCCUCAUUGAGCCCAUAACUCUGCCUUGUAACCACACAGUUUGCAAAGCAUGCUUUAAAGCACUUCUGAGGAAAACAAAUGUAUCCUGCCCCUUCUGCCGCUCUUUGAUCUCUUCAUGGGCUCGGCACCAUACUCAUAUAAACAGUUUUAUCAAUAAGGAACUGUGGGGAAGACUUCAAACUCAGUACCCAGAGGAAUGCAGACAUAGGCUCCCUGGGGAAGAACCGAGCGCAUUUGUCUUCAAUGAUGAUCCUCCAAUUCGAGUGCUAAGUAAUCCUGGGGAAUUGAGGAAAGAGUAUGAAGAGGAGAUGAUUAGGAUGGAGGCCGAGCGCCAGGCCAUCAAGGAAAGACAAAACAAAGCCACUGAGGAAUAUAUAAGGCAAUUACUGGCACAGGAAUUGGAGGAGGAAAUAGUACUGGAAGAAAAGCGCAGACUGGAAGAACAACAGCCAAGAAAGGAGGAAGAGGUUCAAAAGGGCUGCACAAGUGAUCCAGUCAGAUCGCCAAGAAAAAAAAAGUGUAAACAAAAGCACUGUGACAAUGUUCCGAAGUUUCCCCCUCCUCAGCUUGAGUCAGCAUUGCAGUAUGAAACUGUGCAAUAUGGCAAGAAAACUCUCUUGUCUGUCGGGGGACAAGAAACGAAAACGGAAUUAAGUAUGCCAGCAGCAGCUACUUUGUCAACAGGUCCUGAGAAUCCUGAACAAGGUACUUUAAGCUCACGUGACUCCAUAUUUUAUAGCUAUGGUGCAAAAGUGAGUUCAGAAGAUGAGACAUCAAAACCAAGCUGCUCCAAUGACAACUCUUAUGUUCCACUUAAGAACAUUAAACCUGAAGCUACCACUCAUUCUUCUGCCCAGGUAGAGAAUAUAAGCAAUGAGUCAGGCAUAACAGAAGGAAUUGGAAACUGCACAACUAAGGAAAAAGGAAAAAUGCCCCCUCCUUCGAGCAGUAAACAUACUUCUAAAAGAAAGCACCAGGAAUCGGCUUCUGAAGCAGCAGCUAGCACUUCUUAUGAAAUACCCACUAAAUCUUACUUGGAUGACAAGGAAACACAAAAUCCCAUUGCCAGAAAGCUGAUAGACUUGGAACAAUUGUAUUAUAAGAAGCAUGUACAAGAAAAACAAGAUAGGUUAUUUGCAUUGGAGCUUCAAAAAGCAUUUGAUGAAGAAACGUGGGAAAGGAGGGCUAAAAAGUCCCUGCUGAACUACCCAUUCCACAGUGAUGCCUCCGGUCCAGACACCUCAGUGAAAGACGAUUCCAAAGAUAAGAACACCUGA